CAGACAUCUAGUAGUUGUGUAUGAAAUUACAAAGACAGACAUAUUGUGAGAUUCCUUGUAAAUUAAACAUCGGGAAGAAUAACGUGCUGGAUUAUCUAAACAUCUUGCGACAUAGUUUUCUAUUCGUUGAUAAACGAGAAACACUUCUACAACAUCAGUUGCACCGAUGAAACUACAUUCUUUUUCUUUUCGCUUUUUACGACGACGUUUCCCGACGGAACCACAGCGAUGUCUGAAUACGGUCAAUCUGGAGCGUUUAAAACCGGAUGUGGUGUUAAGCGAAGAGAACCGGAAGCAGUUCAUCGAGAAAUUCAAAGCACGUAAAAUGCCGGAUUUGGAGAAGAGCGAUCAAGCUGCCGUGUUGGUGCCAUUAUGUUUACACAAAGGCGAACUGGGUUUCUUAUACACUUUAAGGUCCGUAAAGUUAUCUUCGAAUCGGGGUCAAGUUUCGUUUCCCGGUGGAAUGUUCGACAAGAAAGAAGAUAGGGAUCUUCAGGAGACCGCGUUACGAGAAACCUGGGAGGAGCUUAAUAUUCCAAGGGAAAAGGUCGAUGUUUGGGUAUCCGGCAACAUGAUCAAUAAGCAAAACCUCAAAGUCUUGCCCGUCUUUGGUUACAUCGGUGAAGUCGAACCCGAAAAGCUCAAAGUUAAUAAAAACGAAGUUGAAGAAGCUUUCUUUCAUAGUCUGAGGAACCUCUGCGACCUUUCACUGUGUAGAUUCACUCAAUUCCGCGACGGUUACACCUUGCCCGUUUAUUUAGGGGGGAAGCAUCGUAUCUGGGGCUUCACUGCUGUCAUAACGCACAUGGCUUUAAAUGCUUUGGUACCUGAUGCUUAUAAGCACACGUUCGCUUAUUUGCAACCAGUUUUGCCAAAGAAACAACAGAGCAGCCAUUAAUAGUAUUG
Messenger RNA from Megachile rotundata (alfalfa leafcutting bee), 906 nucleotides. RefSeq names its product mitochondrial coenzyme A diphosphatase NUDT8. The record is from RefSeq and is a predicted model, not a curated record. NCBI's taxonomy places the organism in Eukaryota, Metazoa, Arthropoda, Insecta, Hymenoptera, Megachilidae. Gene Ontology annotation, molecular function: coenzyme A diphosphatase activity.